This is a messenger RNA of Vigna umbellata (rice bean), 528 nucleotides long. The record is from RefSeq and is a predicted model, not a curated record. Lineage: Eukaryota; Viridiplantae; Streptophyta; Magnoliopsida; Fabales; Fabaceae.
AUGAGGAGCGGGGAAGAUCUAUGUCGCACUCGGUACAGAAAAAGCCAAAGGUUUAAUUCUGGAACGGAUGGUAGUUACCUUACAUGGGCAAAGUGCAUUCCUAAUGAUGGUGAACUGAAACGGAUUAUAUUGGAGGAAGCACACCAUAGUCGUCUUAGCAUACACCCCGGUAUGACUAAGAUGUAUCAAGAUCUUGGGAAAUCGUUUUGGUGGCCUGGAAUGAAAAACUCGGUUUUGGCAAUCCCUGCAAGGCGAGUUGGGGAGCAAAUUGCAGAUGAGUUCAAGCAUAUCAUCCCGCAAACGGACGGCCAGUCCGACUACCCCACCAUCCAGACGCUGAGAAGAUUUAUUGAGGACGUGUGUCCUAGCCAUUGGGCCGCAUGGGAUGAGAUUUGCCUCUGGUGGAGUCACGUACAACAAAGUUUCAGUCUAGCAUUGGAAUGGCACGUUGAAGCUCUCUAUGGGGAAGGAAAUGCAGACGCCACUUUUGCUGGUUUCAAGAGGGAAGAACGUGCUAACUGGACCUGA